Messenger RNA from Drosophila mauritiana, 1542 nucleotides. RefSeq names its product ATP-sensitive inward rectifier potassium channel 15 (gene Irk3). Gene Ontology annotation, cellular component: plasma membrane. The transcript is spliced from 5 exons. Gene Ontology annotation, biological process: regulation of monoatomic ion transmembrane transport; potassium ion import across plasma membrane. Bases 214 to 1542 code for a protein of 442 amino acids. The record is from RefSeq and is a predicted model, not a curated record. NCBI's taxonomy places the organism in Eukaryota, Metazoa, Arthropoda, Insecta, Diptera, Drosophilidae. Gene Ontology annotation, molecular function: inward rectifier potassium channel activity.
UUAGUCAGUGUCAAGCGGUCAGGCAAUCAAGUUGAGCUCUCGCUCUCACUAUAAAUCGUAGCCGUGGGCCACUGCAGCCUAAUUCAAUUCAAUUAAAAUUAAAACGCAGAUCUACGCGUUCGAGUGAAAUUGCCCCAAAUUUCCGACAAUUAUAGGCCACGCUCUCGUCAGUGAUCCCGCGUCUGCGUUGGCGGCAAUAGCUGAAUCCCGGUCAUGCAAUCGGACGCAUCUCCCCUGGGAGCUGCUGCCACGGAUUCCCUACCCAUGCACCGCUCCACCUCCAUGCCGGUGAAGCCCAAGCCACUGGAGCAGAAGCCGCUGCUCCGUUCCUCCGAAAAGGAGACGGUCAAUGCGUCGGAUUACUAUCCGGAAAGUCCGGGCUUCGUACGGCGCAGAAGGUCAAAAGCAGCCGGGGAUCACCUAGAAACCCGCAGCGAGCAGAAUUUCCCCUACGCACACGACUGGGCGGGCAGUACGAUAGAGCUUACUCCAGAUUUGGGAUCCGGACCGCGGACUUCCUCCUCCGAUGGACUAAGGCGCAGUCUUAAUCGCGUGAUGGAAAAGAACGGCAAGGAGAACGUUGUGUUCCGGCGCAUUCCGGAGAAGUCAUGGCGCUACAUGCGGGAUCUGGUCACCACGCUGAUGGAACUGGAGUGGAAGUAUAUGCUGACCCUAUUCCUGGGCAGCUACUUCCUCAGCUGGCUGCUCUUCGCCGCCCUCUGCUACGUGGUGGCCUACUCGCACGGUGACUUCAUCUUCGAUCCGGUAAGUGGUAAGCGAAUGGGUGAGGGCGUCGACCCCUGCAUCUACGGGGUGAACAGCUGGGUGGCCAUGAUCAUAUACUCUGUGGAAACACAGACGACCCUCGGAUUCGGCGAAAAGUACGCCAGCGAGGAGUGUCCGGAGACGAUCUUCCUGUUCGUCAUGCAGAUGGUGAGUGCGGCCCUAAUCGAGGGCUGUAUGGUGAGUGUGAUCUAUGCCAAGACCGCACGGCCAGCAAGGCAGCUGACCAAGCUGAAGUUCAGCGAUAAGGCGGUGAUCUGUUAUCGCGACGGCAGGCUUUGUUUGCUAUUCCGCGUCUGCGAUCCCCGCGAGCAGCAGUCCAUCGAGUCCAAAAUACGAGUCUACAUCAUCGUGGACAAGCGCACGCGCGAGGGUGAGACUAUUAAAAGUCACGUGGAACUGAAGCUGGAGGGGAAUGGGGAGCAGAUUAUUCUCUGGCCCGAUGUGGUGUGCCAUGUCAUCGAUGAGACCAGUCCGUUGUCCCAGUUCACCACAGCGAAACUCUUCAAUGCUGCCCAAUUCGAGUUGUAUGUGUCCAUUGUGGGCACUUCGCCUGCCACGGCGCAGAUGACGGAGGCCAAGACGUCCUAUCUGCCAAGGGAGAUUUUCUGGGGCCAACGGUUCGUCAAUAUCAUACAUUACGACGCUCAAAACGAGCGCUAUAUUGUCGACUACGAGAACUUUAACAGGACCAUAUCGGUGGACAUGCCCAUCGUGAGUCCAAAAAAUGAUCACUUAAAGCUGGAAUACAGAAAGUGA